AUGUCGAUGGCUGCUCAGGGAAGCGUGACGCGGGCCCAGCUCGCGGGCAGGCUGCAGGGGCGGGUGCCGGCAGGCCGUGUGGGGCCUGCGGUGCCCAGGGCGCUCCCGGCUGGCGAGCCCGAGCACUCCGCGGGUCCCGCGGCGGGCGCGCCGACGUCCAUUUCGGUCCAGAUGACGCGCCGCGCGACGCUCGGGGCGGCGGCGGGCGCGGUGCCUGCGAUCGGGCUGCUGAACUCGCUCGCCGUGCCUAGCGCGGAGGCCAACACGGUGCUGUCGAACGAGUGGGAGCUGGUGGACCUGCCGAUCGACCCCGCGGUCGUGCUGCUGGACAUCUUCAUGAAGGACGACAAGAACGGCUUCCUCGUGGGCACGCGGCAGACGCUGCUGCGCACCACGGACGGCGGCAACACGUGGGAGAAGCUCUCGGUGCCCGCGCUGGCCGAGGAGGGCUUCAACUACCGCUUCAACUCGGUGUCGUUCAUCGGCGACGAGGGCUGGAUCGUCGGCAAGCCCGCGGUCCUCCUGCACACGACGGACGGCGGCGCCACGUGGGACCGCGUGCCGCUGUCCUCCAAGCUCCCGGGCGUCCCGAUGCACAUCUACUCGACGGGCAAGGGCGAGGCCGAGAUGGUGACGGACCAGGGCGCGAUCUACGUCACGGGCGACGUCGGCGCGACCUGGAAGGCGCAGGUGCAGGAGACCGUCGACGCCACGCUCAACCGCACGGUGUCGUCGGGCAUCUCCGGCGCGUCGUACUACGAGGGCACGUUCAGCAACGUCGCGCGGAACGACGACGGCUCGUACGUCGCGGUGUCGUCGCGCGGGAACUUCUUCAUGACGUGGGCGCCCGGCGAGACGUACUGGCAGCCCCACAACCGGCCGAUGACGCGCCGCGUGCAGACGAUGGGGUACUCGCCCGAGGGCAAGCUCUGGCUGACCACGCGCGGCGGCGACGUGCUGUUCGCGGACUCCCCCGGCGUCACGGAGGCCUUUAGCCAGUCGAAGCUGGGCUCCCGAGGGUUUGGCGUGCUGGACGUCGGGUUCCGGCCGGCCAGCCAAGACGUGUUCGCGUGCGGGGGGUCCGGCACGCUCCUGAAGAGCAAGGACGGCGGAAAGACGUUCAAGCGCGACCGGAGCGCGGACACGGUCCCGGCGAACCUGUACGAGGUGCGCUUCUUCUCGCCCAAGUGCGGGUUCAUCCUCGGGAACAACGCCAAGGUGAUGCGGUUCAUCGGCGGGGGCUCGGCGUGA
This is a messenger RNA of Pedinophyceae sp. YPF-701, 1251 nucleotides long. The record is from the annotation of a GenBank genome assembly. Lineage: Eukaryota; Viridiplantae; Chlorophyta; Pedinophyceae.